Messenger RNA from Cydia strobilella, 1133 nucleotides. It is a transcript of the gene Boule, whose product is annotated as protein boule. Lineage: Eukaryota; Metazoa; Arthropoda; Insecta; Lepidoptera; Tortricidae. Gene Ontology annotation, molecular function: translation activator activity; mRNA 3'-UTR binding. The record is from RefSeq and is a predicted model, not a curated record. Gene Ontology annotation, cellular component: cytoplasm. Gene Ontology annotation, biological process: 3'-UTR-mediated mRNA stabilization; positive regulation of translational initiation. Bases 343 to 1101 code for a protein of 252 amino acids. The transcript has 4 exons.
GCGCCACCUACAAUGAAUAAACUAAACGAAAAUUGUCAAGUUGCCGCAUCCCGCCGCUAGAUGUCUACCAUUGACCCAGUUCUCGCUUCUCGUAAAAAUAGCGCCGUACAAUAGCUCAAACACUAUUUAUAUCGCGUAUCUUUAAAAUCUGAGUCCACAUGCUUAUCUCAAGCCGUACCAUCACUCCACGGAAUCAGCUGAACCGUACGCCUACCGCGCAACGCACGGUUUAUACCUAUAUCUAAAAAAAUACAUGUAAAAUCGAUACGCGCUCAGUUGUUUUCUGCUCCACAGUAGUCCUCGCUAGCGUUAGCAUAGUAAACAAGGGAUCAUGUUUUAAAGAUGGAAGUUAAAAGAUACAUUAGGAGUGAAUCCGCGAGUUGUGCUCAUAUGGUUGAGGAAAGUGCAGCGAAUAAUAGAAAGAGCGUUGAUCCUCAUGAGAAGUUGAAAGCAUUGUUGAAUUCACCUGAGGAUGACACGGAUGACAGCUUGCCUCCUUCUGACGCUCCUAAAUUCGGGACAGUUAUCCACAACAGGAUAUUUGUAGGAGGGUUUUCACUGACGACGACGGAUGAGGACCUGUGGAAGUUUUUUUCUGGGUUCGCGACUGUAACAGCUGCGAGGGUCAUUUACGACAGAGCUGGAGUGUCCAAGUGUUAUGGCUUUGUGACAUUUGCUAGCCCGAGGGUCGCGCGGCUCAUCGUCAAACAGAGUGGAGGUGUUAUGUUCUCACCGCUGGGCCGUUUGCGAGUGGCACAGGCGGUCAGAAAGCAGAUGAGCCAACUACCAGUCCUAGGCUCCGAGGCGGCACCGCUCCCCGCCCCUCUCUGCUACCAGUUGUUAUGCGCGCCCCCUCUGGCGCCGUUGCCCGCGUGCGCGCCCUGUGAACUGCCACCGCCACCGUACGCCAUGUAUCCACUGCCGUUUGACAGUACGUACAUCAUUGAUAGACAAGCAACCCCAGCGCUUUACGCCCCGCCAACGCAGUACACUUUAGUACCAGCGCCAUACUCCGCCUGUUGCGAGCCCUCAUGCUGCGCCCCCCUAGACAAGCAGCCCCGCGUGCCGCCACCCCCUCUUCACCCUGCGUAUAUCUACUGAACCGUUCGUUGAGGGGUUUGCGAUGGAGACUA